GAAAUAUAAGCGCCCCAACGGCUGUCCCUCACCUCCCUCCCUCUACCCGUUGACCCACGGCGACCUCCUCCUCCGGCCAGCCAUGUCCAAAGAGAAGUCCUGCUGCGGCAGCCUGUUCACCUUCAUCAUCGGCGUCGGCUUCGUCAUCCUCAUCUACUGGGCCAUCUUCCAGCCCCACCACAUCCGCGCCACGGUCGUCUCCGCCGCGCUCACCAACCUCACCGUGGCCGCCAACAACGCCACCGUCUCCUACCGCCUCGCCGUCACCCUCGACCUCUACAACCCCAGCCUCCGCGUCGGCAUCUACUACGACUCCCUCGAACCCGAGCUCCGCGCCCGCGGCGGCGCCUCCCUCGGCGGCCCAGCCACCUCUUCCCCGGCCGAGUUCUUGCAGCGUCGGAAGAGCCGCGACACCGUCAGCCUGGAGUUCGACGGGACCACCGGCGUUGGCGUCCCCAGCGACGUCGCCGGGCAGCUGAAGAAGGAGGCGGGCUCCGGGGCGGUGAGCUUUGAGGUGGCGGUGGAUGGGCGGGUGCGGUACAGGUUCGCCAGCAUCAAGAUUCGGCAGAAGCCCAAGAUUUGGUGCGCGCUGACGGUAAAUGUCAAGCCGGAGGGCAGCAGCAGCGGCAGCGUCGGCGGCGCCCUCGACUCCGCCCACCGCUGCAGCGUCAAGUACUGAUCGAAGCUUCGUGUGCACUUCCUCCUCUCGCUGGAGUCGUCUUGCUCGGAGAUCCCUCGGUGUCCCAGAUUCAUGUUGGUUUGAUUUCUGCAAAUAUUCGUAGUGUUCGUGGGAUGUGUUUGAUUGUUCAUUUAGGAUUGUUUCACUAUCAUUGAAUAUUGAUUACAUUCUUGAGGAUUCA
This is a messenger RNA of Lolium perenne, 860 nucleotides long. RefSeq names its product NDR1/HIN1-like protein 10. NCBI's taxonomy places the organism in Eukaryota, Viridiplantae, Streptophyta, Magnoliopsida, Poales, Poaceae. The record is from RefSeq and is a predicted model, not a curated record. Gene Ontology annotation, cellular component: plasma membrane; plasmodesma. Gene Ontology annotation, biological process: defense response to other organism.